Messenger RNA from Oldenlandia corymbosa var. corymbosa, 1714 nucleotides. The record is from the annotation of a GenBank genome assembly. NCBI's taxonomy places the organism in Eukaryota, Viridiplantae, Streptophyta, Magnoliopsida, Gentianales, Rubiaceae.
CACACAAUGAAAUCAGACGCCGGAUGAGGCAGGAGAUCUUCUUUUCCCCAAAAAACGCAGAAGAGUGAGGAGUAAAUAAAUAGAGAUAAUAUAAUUUAAUGCUGAAAUUAAUAUUAUUAAAUGGAUAUUGCAAAUUGCAAUUUGCAAAGUAAAGUAAAAAAGAAAUAAAGAACAUGAAAGUUUCAGAUUUUUCAGGGGAAGGACUCGGAGGUUUUGAAAUCUCAGGCAAGGACUCGCCGGCCGCUAUAAAUACUUUCAUUUUUUUUUUUAGCUUCCGCAAUGAAUCACACCAUCGCAUUUCCUCCGCCGUUUUCUUCUACUUUUCUGCUUUUGCAUUUUUCAAUAACUUCAAAAUUUGAGUUGAUUAUUUUAAAGCUCCGCCGGUGGGAUUUCCGCUUCCCUCAGGAUGACCAUCGUCAUUGAACAACCUGGGUCCGGAAUUGAGGUGGAACGAAAGAAGUCGGAAAAUGACGAGAAGGAAUUGGUGAUUAAGAAUGGUGGAGGCUUUGCGGUGCCCAAUUCCAAUACCUUUGGCCACAACUUUAGGGAUUAUGAUGUUGCAAGCGCAAGGCAAGAAGGGGUUGAGAAUUUCUACCGGACCAAUCAUAUUUACCAAACCUACGAUUUUGUGAGUAAUUAUAUUAAAUAUGUUGCAAAAGUUGUUUUUUUUUUUAAUUUAGUGUUUUUCAAAUACUUUACUUUUAUGAAAUGAUGAUUGUUUUCAGGUGAAAAAGAUGAGGGAGGAGUAUGCGAAAUUGAACAGGGCGGAAAUGAGCAUAUGGGAAUGCUGUGAGCUGCUGAAUGAAGUGGUGGAUGAGAGUGAUCCUGAUUUGGAUGAACCCCAAAUUGAGCACCUUUUGCAAACUGCUGAAGCCAUUCGAAAGGACUAUCCUCAUGAAGAUUGGCUUCACUUGACCGCAUUAAUCCAUGAUCUCGGAAAGGUACUCCAUCUUCCAGCCUUUGGAGGCCUGCCACAGUGGGCUGUUGUUGGUGACACUUUCCCAGUUGGUUGUGCAUUUGACCCAUCCAUUGUCCAUUUCAAGUAUUUGAAGGAAAAUCCAGAUUUCAACAAUCCAGAGUACGAUACCAAGUAUGGAGUUUAUUCUGAAGGUUGUGGUCUCGAUAAUGUCAUGAUGUCAUGGGGUCAUGACGACUAUAUGUAUCUGGUGGCUAAAGGAAACCAUACAAGUCUGCCAUCUGCUGGACUAUUUGUCAUCAGAUAUCACUCUUUUUAUGCAUUGCAUAGGGCAGGGGCAUACAAGUACUUGAUGAACAAGGAAGAUAAGGAGAAUUUGAAGUGGCUUCAAAUAUUUAACAAAUAUGACCUCUAUAGCAAGAGCAAGGUCAGAAUUGAUGUGGAAAAAGUUAAACCUUACUACCUUUCUCUGAUUAAUAAGUAUUUCCCGUCUAAACUGAAGUGGUGAAGAGUUAAAAGGAAGUGCGUUGACUGUUGAGCUGUGCGGGUUGUAGACUUGUAGUGUUAGUAGUUUUUACUGUAUGCGUGGGGUGCCCUGAUCAUUUUUGGGCCUAUUUGUGAAAUUCAUCUGUUGUUUUUUCACUUUUUUGUUGGAAUAAAAAGUUUUAAAAAUUUCCGUUAUUUUUCCCGAUAUUUUGAUUUUUAAAAUUGUACACAUUCGUGGUUAUCUAUUUAUCAGGUGCAAAUUAAUACCCAUUACAGUUAAUUUAAACUUGUUCAUUGUAAAUAAAACGGAAG